AGAGUGUGUCUGGACUGCUCGUUUGAAAAAGACAUGACCGGUAAAGAAAUAGGGAGUCUGUCCUUGCAGCUUCGGUAUUGUUACGGAAUCAACAAAAGUAGUCCACACCCCUGUCUUUUGUCUGCCACAGGCGUCGGGGGUGAAACGCUGACUCACCUGCAGAAAGUAUCGGGCUUUGACGAAUGGUCGAACCGAGCGUUUUCUUGUACGGAAAGGUCAUUGGAAGAUUACUAUAGAGAUAACAUUUCGCAGAUUGUUUACCUUACCAGUGACUCGCAAAAUGUCCUGGAGGAUUUGGACAACGAGAAAAUCUACAUUAUUGGAGGGAUUGUGGACCGGAACCGACUGAGACGAGCAGCCAUUGAUCGCGCUGAGAGACUCGGUGUUGCAACGGCAAGAUUACCAUUAGACAAACAUCUUAAAGAGAUGGCUUCGACUCGUGUGUUGACAUGCAAUCACGUGUUUGAGAUACUCAUAAAGUUUAGAGAGCAUGGUAAGAGCUGGAAGAAGGCUUUGCAUGACGUGUUGCCGCAGCGAAAAGAAGCAAAACUGAUGGAUGGCGAAGACAGAGAAGCUAUUGAAGUGAAGGAAAUUAAAUAA
Molecule: messenger RNA, 600 nt
Organism: Phaeodactylum tricornutum CCAP 1055/1
Lineage: Eukaryota; Bacillariophyta; Bacillariophyceae; Surirellales; Neidiaceae
Exons: 1
Biological process (GO): tRNA N1-guanine methylation
Cellular component (GO): nucleus
Molecular function (GO): tRNA binding
Source: RefSeq, a predicted model, not a curated record